Molecule: messenger RNA, 3483 nt
Organism: Westerdykella ornata
Lineage: Eukaryota; Fungi; Ascomycota; Dothideomycetes; Pleosporales; Sporormiaceae
Exons: 2
Coding region: 245-3406 (1053 amino acids)
Molecular function (GO): molybdenum ion binding; oxidoreductase activity
Source: RefSeq, a predicted model, not a curated record
UGGGAAGCCAGGAACGCAGACCUUAGGGUAGUCGUCAUUGACCCCGCAUUUGCUUUAUUACUCCAGGGUAGCUGCUGCAGCGCAACAACAUCAUUCUGACGGGAAAGUUAGAGUUACUAUUUCAUGGAAGUAUCGCCGUUAUAGCGGUCCAUAAAGUCUCGGUUACCCCCUUUCCAAGAGCGCGGUUCGGGAGAAGAUUACGACGUUACACGGCAAGGGUAGCGAGACUUCACUUGGACGCACCAUGCCGCAAGUCCCAUGGCGCGUUCGGAUCGUGGACCAUCCCGGGUCGACUCGCGAAGAGAUCGAGCAAGAGCCGGAUUGGGAGGUGGCGCACGAACAACGUGUUGGGUAUCUGAACCGGGACAAUCGUAGGCCUGGCCUUACGCACCCCAUCGAGGCGCGCGAGGAAGACGACUUCACCAAGGAAGCCCGAGAAAAGUACGAGCGCUUAAAAGAGGAGGCAGCUAGCGGCAGGCUUGUGAACUGGCGCAACAUUAUAGAAGAAGAACCAGAUCUCCAUUUGAUACAUCCGGGGAAUCGGCCGUUGGGAUGGAGGUACGUGGUGGAUUAUACAGAAGAUUGGGUGAGGAAUAAGCAACGUUGGCCCAUGAAUGUGGAGAAAGAGAAAAAGGAAGAAGAAGAGAAGAAACGAGCGGAAAGAGAGAAGGGGGCUGCUCAGGAUGAGGAGCUCUGGAGACGGGGUAACGGCGAAGGAAGCAAGCAUCACGAUGCUUAUUCAGUUGGCGGACAGGAGUCGGGCCGCCCCACCGAUGAGUCCGAGCGAAACAUGUCGGAAUACGACAAGUUGCGGGAGCGGUAUACUCCCCAGGAGAUCGCCUUACUGCAGUCCAUCCGGCAUGAGAAGAGCUACAUCGAGCAACUCGAGCAGAAUGACGGAAAGGGCAAGAGUCCACAAACAAGGAAUCGCACCGCCUUGUCCAUCGACGAAGCUGAUCAGUUCACCCCAGAUAACUGGUUGCCGCGAUGCCCGGACCUGAUACGGUUGACUGGAAAGCACCCUCUCAAUGCUGAAGCGCACCUUUCGCAUCUCUACGACGCAGGGCUUAUCACUCCCAAUGAGCUGCACUAUGUGCGAAAUCACGGCGCCGUUCCGAGGCUGCUGUGGGAAUUCCACCGGCUAGAUGUUGAGGCUGGAAAGCUCGUACUGUCAAUGGACGAUCUCAAGAACAAGUUCGGUCCCAUCAAUAUUCCGAUAGCUUUGGCAUGCGACGGCAACCGCCGCAAGGAGCUGAACAUGAUCAAGCGUACCAAAGGUUUCAACUGGGGUGCUGGAGCUGUCAGUUGCGCGUACUGGAAAGGCCCACUCGUUCGCGAUGUGUUGAUGGCGGCUGGCGUGGAACACCCAAUGCCAGAAGCCAAACGCUACUGGGUUCACUUCGAAGGUGCCGACGAGCUCAGCGAAGGCAAAUACGCCACCAGUAUUCCGUUCGACUAUGCCAUGGAUCCAACAAACGACGUCAUGCUUGCCUACGAAAUGAACAAUGUGCCGCUGCCUCCAGAUCACGGGUAUCCUGUGCGCUUGAUGAUCCCCGGAUAUGUCGGAGGGCGUUGUGUGAAAUGGCUCAAACGAAUCUGGAUCAGCGAGAAGGAAAAUGACUCGCACUACCAUAUCUGGGACAAUCGUGUUCUCCCCAGCUUCGUGACCGAGAAGGACGGAGAGUUCGCUCACGCUCUCUUCACACACCCGGAUACUAAGUGCAACGAACAAAACCUGAAUUCCGUCAUCACAAAGCCCGCACAUGGCGAAGGAAUCCCUUUGACCCGAGCGCGCAAAGGCCACACGUAUCGAAUCGAAGGAUACGCCUACGACGGAGGUGGGCACCAAGUGCAGCUCGUGGAAGUGUCGCUUGAUGAGGGUGAGACAUGGCUGUAUUGCAUCCGGAAAUUUCCAAAGGCGCCGAUACGGCAUGGGAGCAAGUUCUGGACCUGGCUCCAUUGGCAUGUCGACGUCAGUAUCACGCAUCUGCUGCAGUCCAGGAGCAUCACGGUACGCUGCUUCAACGUCUUCAAGAACACGCAGCCUCAGAAACCGGUUUGGAACAUAAUGGGGAUGAUGAACAAUUGCCGGUACACCGUGAAAAGCGAUAUCGUACACUCACCGGAUUCAGAUGUCCCAUCCAUGCUCUUCAGGCAUCCUGUUGAACCAGGAACGGGCGAGGGCGGAUGGAUGAAGCCUAGCGUAGAGAGACGAAUCGCGAGUGCAAAGCAGGACACCGGCGCACCAAGCAAGCAAUUCACACGCGAAGAGAUUGAGAAGCAUGAUAAAGAGGAUGACUGCUGGAUCGUCGUGGAUGGAAAGGUGUAUGAUGCGACGAGCGUGCUGUCGUGGCACCCUGGCGGAAAAUCGGCCAUCAUGGACCAUGCUGGAAAGGUGCACCAAGAAACCACCGAUGAGUAUUCAAGUAUCCAUGACGACUACGCGUACCAGAAACUCAAUGAAUGUGUUCUGGGUGAAGUCACCGACAAAGCGAAGAAAUUCAUCAAAAAGACCGCCGAAGCCGCCGCGAAAGAUAGAGCGAAAUCGACAGAAGGCUCGGACAAUAUCGCCCUUCAACAACAUCGCUGGGUUCCCAUCAGACUCGUCGAACGUAAGGCCAUUUCCGACGACACACGUACUUACACUUUCGAGCUCCCGGCUAACACGCCGGAGCUCGGUCUUGGAACAUGCCAACAUAUUCAACUCGGUUUUCAUCUCCGCGAUCGCAUGCUGAUCCGACAGUACACGCCCACCAGGCCCGUUCUCCCCGCUAUGACGAAUGGGAAGCACCAUGGCCAACAUGGGCGCGACAGCGAGGUCUGUGAUGGAACAGGCACCUUCGACCUCACAAUAAAGACUUACUUCCCCAGCGACUUGGAACCCGGUGGUGCAAUGUCGAAUAUCCUCGACUGUAUGCCAAUCGGUGAAGAAGUCGAAAUCCGAGGCCCAAGUGGUGGAAUCGUAUAUAACGGCAAUGGCAGCUUUAGCAUCUCCGACAAGCCCUACCACUUUGACAAGGUAUCCCUCGUCCUGGGAGGAACCGGCAUCACACCUGGUUAUUCCCUCAUUGCCCGUAUUCUACUUUCCGAGAAGGACACAACACGGAUCAACGUCGUAGAUGCGAAUAAGACAGAGGCGGAUAUCUUGUUGAAAGACGAGCUAGACCAAUUCGAGAAGAAGAGCAACGGGCAGCUGAAGGUGUGCCAUGUCCUCAGCCACGCUGCAGAGGAUUGGAAGGGAUUGAGGGGCCAUAUCAACGCGCAAAUUAUUCGUGAGAACCUCUUCGAGCCGGGAGAAAGCGCAGGAGUGUUCGUUUGUGGGCCGCCUGCAAUGAUUAAGAAAGCCUCGUUGCCUGCAUUGAAAGACUGGGGUUACGAGGAGGACGUCAACCUUUUUGGCUUCUGAGUAGGGGCUAGUAGCUCGGGCUCAUUUGGUGCAACGAGCUGGUAGUUCCCGGUUCUUAACAGACCGGGUAUACAGGA